AUGAACAAAAAAUGUGAAGAAAUAAAAUUAAACUAUUAUACAUGUUUAAAUGGUAGCAAGAGAAACCCAAGCAAGUGCAGUGAUAUAGAAGCCGAAUUGAGGGAAUGUUCCAAAACAACCGGCGAGUCUUACUGCAUAAACGAAAUUAAUAACCUUAUGAAUUGCUCCAGGCUUCCGGAUCCCACAAUUUGUGCUAAGGAGUUUUUUCUUUUCAGAGAAUGUAACAGGCCAGAUGGACCACACAUGCAAAUUGAAGACGGUAAAUAUGUAAUCGCGAAAGAACAUUUGGAAAAAUACAACGUGAACAGUGCAACCAUAGGACCUGUAGAUGCACCAGAAAGGAACAACACCAAGACAGCAGAAUUUCUAGAAAAGAUGAAAGAAACUUUACACUUAAAAAAUUUUAAGGAAAAAUUCGUUGCAUAUAAAUGGUGA
Molecule: messenger RNA, 435 nt
Organism: Plasmodium gonderi
Lineage: Eukaryota; Apicomplexa; Aconoidasida; Haemosporida; Plasmodiidae
Exons: 4
Coding region: 1-435 (144 amino acids)
Source: RefSeq, a predicted model, not a curated record